CAGUCAUUUGCUGUUCUUAAAACUCAACUCUGUGGUGCGGUGUUGAAGGAGAGAUCUCUGUUGCUCUCUCCGCUUCUUUUCCUCUCCCUGUAGCUUUGCUGCUAAAAUGUUUUUUUGCUGUCGUUUCCACCGAGCCUGCGUGAAAGUGAAAGGACUUGAGUAGUGAAACGUUUCUGCUGUUUGUGACGAGGUCUGCUCUUAAAUCAGUCAUGAGCUCCAGCCUUGUCAACUCUUUAGCCAAAGUCUAUGAUCGAAAUCCUCUUCAUGGUCAGAAGCUUGGUGGAAGGAAGCUCUCACUUAAUGGAUCAGACAAGUCCCAAGCGUCUUCAUCAUCCCCAUCCUCCCCUCAUGAUGCCGCCCUGCACUGCGUGGAGAUCCGAAUGGACUCGCUGAGCUCUCAGAUGGAGCGCUUGCUCAAUAUGCAGCAGACCGUCUUGACCCGGCUGGAUGGCUUGUCCCAGGACAUCAGAGGCAUGGGUCAGGAUCUGGCCUCGAUGCGUGAAGAUGGGCAUGGGGACAGACGUGGAUCUGGGGUGGACGCGGCGUGCAGAGUGCUGUUUGGGGCCGUGGAGAGGGCCAGCGAGCGGAUGGAGAGUCAGGGAAGCAGGCUGGAAGGGGUGGAGAGGCUGGUGGAGGGCACCCAGCAGGUGAUCAGCUUCAUUGGGGAGGUGGUGAAGAGCUCCAGGCUGGUGGAGCUGCUGUUUAAACAGCCUGGAAAGAAGGCUAACAAGAAGGAUGACAAGGAUAAAGCCAAACUGAGCCUGAAGGGCUCAAAGGCCCAGAAGAAGAGGAGACCUGCUGACCCGUCAGACACUUCCUCGCUAAAUGAGCCUGUGCUGCAGGAACAGGUGGAAAAGCUCAACAGGCAGAACACUGAGCACUCCCAUGAAAAAGCAGAGGCUGACAAUCAGUGGGAGGAGGACAGAGGAAGUGGAGGAAGAAGACAGGAGUCGGCAGAGCUGAUCCUGGACGGACCACACGCCUUUGCAGCCGAGUCAGAGGACAGGAAGAAGGCAACAAAGGAGGAAGACGAGGGAGAUAUCUUUGAGGACUCACAGUCAGAGGAAGAGGAGGAGGAGGAAAAGGCAGAAGAUGUUAGUCCAGAACAGGCUGGAAAAGUGGAGGAUGAUGAGAUUAAAAAGCAUAAAGGAGAGCCAGAGGAGUCGUCAAAAUCGGAAAAGGCCCCGAGUGUCGAUACCUCUCUCCUACCACAGGAAAGCUCUGAGGAGGCCGGCGAUGUGGCCACUUGCAGCAAACGUCGUGUCACAGAAGAAGACCCGGGGAAGGAUGAACUCAAAAAAAGCAGAGUGGAAGACAAUGAAGUGAAAAACGCUGACGGACAGGUGGCGGAGGGGGGCGAGCCUCAGGCCUCCAAUUCUGACGAAGUAAAGACAGAGGUGGAAGAGGAGGGGAAGGAGGGAGAGUCAGCAGUGAAGGAAUUUAUCAUUGAUUCAAGCCCUCCACCGUUAGCACCUUUUGAACACCGCAUUGUGACUCCAAAACCCCAUCAGAUAUCCACCUAUUACACUAUCAAUAGAGACGAAGUUCUGGGAGGGGGACGUUUUGGACAAGUCCACAAGUGCGUAGAGAACUCGACUAGUCUGAUGUUGGCUGCCAAGAUCAUCAAAGCCAGGAGCCAGAAAGAGAAGGAUGUCGUGAGGAAUGAGAUCCAGGUGAUGAACCAGCUGAACCACGCCAACCUCAUCCAGCUGUACGCCACCUUCGAGUCCCGCCAUGACAUCAUCUUGGUCAUGGAAUAUGUGGAGGGAGGGGAGCUGUUUGACCGCAUCAUUGAUGAGAACUACAACCUGACAGAGCUGGACACGGUGCUGUUUAUACGCCAGAUCUGUGAAGGACUGCAGUACAUGCACAAGAUGUACAUCCUGCAUCUUGACCUCAAGCCAGAGAACAUUCUUUGUGUCAGCAGAGUUACCAACAAGAUUAAAAUCAUUGACUUUGGCCUGGCCAGGAGGUAUAAACCCAGGGAGAAGCUGAGGGUCAACUUUGGAACACCUGAAUUUUUAGCUCCUGAAGUUAUCAACUAUGAGUUUGUGUCAUUCCCCACAGACAUGUGGAGCCUUGGCGUCAUCACUUACAUGCUGCUCAGUGGCCUGUCUCCGUUUCUGGGAGACGACGAUAACGAGACACUGAACAACAUCCUGGCCUGUCAGUGGAACUUUGAGGAGGAGGAGUUCACAGACAUCUCCGACGAAGCCAAAGACUUUAUCACCCUUCUGCUGGUGAAGAGCAAGAGCUGGAGGAUGAGCGCAGCAGAGUCCCUCAGACACCCCUGGCUGUCAGACCGGAGUCUGCACUAUCGACUGAAUCAGAAGAAAAACAAGUGCCACUCCACACAUGCUCCUCCUCCAGAGAGCCAGACGGAAACACUGUGAGGCCCUCAGCAUGCCUUUUGACAAUGUAGAGCACAGGAGCUCAACACUGGACCAAUGCUGCUGUACCUGUAUGGCUACUGGAUAACUACUCUCACAUCCUCAUGUGUGCUCGACUCCACAGCUUGUACUUCUUACCUGAAUAGUGAGGCCCGCAGGAGAAAAACAGACUUGUGUUUAACGCUGCCGUCGGGCACAAACUUUCUGCUUGCAUGCUUACUGUCCUGUGCAGAACACAAAACUUAAAACUGACUCGCUAGUCGGUGGCGUGUAGAACCACCCGUAUCGCAAUGAUGAAUCCAAAAUAUUAGAGACUAAAGACCUGAACUACUUCUACCACUUCUACACGCACCACUGAAGAGUAAAGGAAAAUCCGCAGUUUAGCGUCAGACAAAUGCUGUUGUUCUCCCUCCGGCAGUGAUCAGUGUGUCAUGUUGUCCUGGUUUGUUGCAUGCUUUGCACUUUUUGGCCUAUUUCUUCAAGAUCUAGCAAACAACUUUAAACACAAUAUAGACUGAAUGCCAUAAUAUAUUUUUGUGAAUACAGAUUUUCUUUUCUUUCUUUUAAUUUUCAAGUCUUAUUAAAAUGUGUUUCUUUCUUGUUUAAGGUAAACAUACAUGUAGAACUUGAUUGAAGUUGAAGUCACACCACAUUAAUUUAUUUUGUAUAUAACAAAAACACUAUAUACUCUCAUUUCCCUGAACAGUGAGAAUAUCUCAAUGACUGAAUACUUCCCUGUUUUGAGCCAUAUUCAAGUCGCAUUUCUGGUACAUUUUCACUGUAGACUAGAUUUUCUUCUGUGUGCGUUCAUGCCACUAGCUCGCCUUCACUUUGGCAGUUUGGAGUAGCCCUCUCACCUUCCAUGAAGGCAUAACGAACAACAGAAUACUACCUAUGAAUGACUCAUGUUUAUGACUGAAGUGGAUUCUUAUGUUCAUUUAUUUACUGGUUCAACACCAGACUGUACUUUAAGUGCAAAGCUUUUAUUUAAAAUGGGAUUUCUUUGACUGGAGACAAACAGGAUUUCACAAAGUUCUGCACAUGUAUGCACUGAAUGUGUAAAUGCACAGUUCAGCUUGAUGGAGAGCCAACAACAGAGCAGAGGCGACAUCAGUCGAUGCUUUAUUGUCCCAUUCUUUCCAAGACAAGUUGGAUGAAUGUUCGUCAAUUGCUGGCUGCUCCAAUUGGAAACUGAAAAGCUUUGUGAUUUUGUUUAUUUGAAUUUAUGAUACCUUUUUCAAGUGUUCUUGUGUAAUGAUGAGACAUAAUUAAAUGUAGAAUAUAAAUAAGCAAAAAAAAUAAAGCACACUAGAAAACA
Molecule: messenger RNA, 3708 nt
Organism: Cottoperca gobio
Lineage: Eukaryota; Metazoa; Chordata; Actinopteri; Perciformes; Bovichtidae
Gene: mylk4b
Product: myosin light chain kinase family, member 4b
Exons: 13
Coding region: 210-2393 (727 amino acids)
Biological process (GO): protein phosphorylation
Molecular function (GO): ATP binding; protein kinase activity
Source: RefSeq, a predicted model, not a curated record